Dendronephthya gigantea is the source of this 2031-nucleotide messenger RNA. Its product is annotated as putative ankyrin repeat protein RF_0381. Bases 1 to 2031 code for a protein of 676 amino acids. The transcript is spliced from 5 exons. The record is from RefSeq and is a predicted model, not a curated record. Gene Ontology annotation, molecular function: protein binding. NCBI's taxonomy places the organism in Eukaryota, Metazoa, Cnidaria, Anthozoa, Malacalcyonacea, Nephtheidae.
AUGACUGAACUCAAGGAAGAUGAUAAUGUUAUGAUGUCCCAGGCUGAGGACAGCGACGUAACUUCAAGCUUUAUGGAAAACAAUAAUAUCGCUUCGUCCGAAAAUAAACAAGCCCAGUCUGUUAAUAAACAGAAAGAAGUUGAAGAUGAACUCCAAGAAAAAGGUAUUAAGAAAAAGAAAGAGGCAAGUGGAAGCAUAAAUUUCUGUGAAGAAGGGAAACAGAAAUUUUGGGACGAAAUAAGAAAGCAAGUUGAAUGUGGUGAAAACAAAGAAGAUCGUUGGAAGAAAACAAUUCUUUGGCGUGCUUUUCAGUUUAGUCCAGUAGAUCAAAAAUUAGUUAAAUAUUUAGUUGACCAUGGAGCAAGCAUUUAUUCCCAGAACGAAGAUGGUGAAACAGUUUUGUCGAUAGCGACAAGAAAUGGUUUAUUUGAUCUUGUUAAGUAUUUUGUUCAAUAUGGCCCGGAACAUAAUUUUCAAGACGAUUUUAAAGUUCUUCAGAGUGCAAUACAGUCUCGGUCAUUAGAAAUUGUGAAAUAUUUCGUUGAAGAUUGUGGGGCUGAUAUACAUGGUAAAGAUGAUUCGGGAAAUAGUGCCUUACAUCAUGCUGUUUAUUUUGGUGGAACAGAAAUUGUCAAGUACUUAGUUAAACAAUGUGGUGCAGACAUGAAUGCUAGGACUCCAGACGGGGGGACAAUGCUACAACUUGCUGUUACAGAAGAAGUUGUAAAAUAUCUUGUUGAAAAUGGCGCUGUAGUAAACGGCAAGGAUACUACAGACGGCUGGACAGUACUGCACUAUGCUGUGUCCUACAGUUCAUUAGAUAUGGUUAAAUAUCUUGUUGAACUGGGGGCAGAUGUAAAUGGCAAAAAGACCGAUGGGUGGACAGUGCUGCAUGAUGCUGUUACAAACGGUACGCUAGAAAAGGUAAAAUAUCUGGUUCAAAUGGGCGCUAAUGUAAAUGGUAAGAGGAAUGGCGGGUGGACGGUGCUUUACGAUGCUAUUUCUAAAGGUACGCUAGAAGUUGUAAAAUAUCUAGUAGAAAUGGGCGCUGAUGUGAAUGCCAAGGAUGCCACUUACGAUUGGACAAUGCUUCACUCUGCUGUUACUGAGGGUACGCCAGCAAUGGUAAAAUAUCUUCUUGAAAUGGGAGCUAAUGUAAAUAGCGAGGAUAGUAAGGGAUGGACGGUGCUGCGCAAUGCGAUUUUCAAAGGCACACUAGAAAUAAUAGAAUAUCUUGUUGAACAUGGUGCUGAUGCUAAUGAAAAAACUGAAAUGAAAUCAGUUCUGCACUGUGCACUGUGUGUUACUCAAGAUACUUUAGAAAUAGUAAACUGCCCUGUUGAGACGGGCGCUGACGUCACUUGUAAGAAGACUAACGGGGAAACAAUGUUACACACUGCUUUUUCUAAAGGCAGGACAGAUAUAGUAAAAAAUCUUGUUAAGAAAGGCGCUAAGGUAAAUGACAAGAAUACUUACGGGAAGACAGUGCUGCAUUCUGCUGUUACUGAAAGCAACUUAGAAAUGGUGAAAUAUCUUGUGGGAAAUGGCGCUGAUGUAAAUGUCAAGAAUACUCACGGAAGGACAGUGUUGCACAGUGUUGUUGUAAAAGGUUUGUUAGAAAUGGUAGAAUAUCUUGUCGAGAAUGGCGCUGAUGUAAAUCCCGAGAAUAUUCACGGGGAGACAGUCCUGCAGUCUGCGGUUUCUAGAGGUACUAUAGAAAUGGUGAAAUAUCUUGCGGGAAAUGGAGCUGAUGUUAAUGCAAAAAAGGAUAACGGUGCUGAUGUAAAUGCCAAGAAUACUCGCGGGGAGACAGCGCUGCACUCUGCUGUUUCUGAAGGUACGCUGGAAAUGGUAAAAUAUCUUGUGGGAAAUGGCGCUGAUGUAAAUGGAAAAAAGAAUAGCGGAUGGACAGUGUUGCACAGUGCUGUUGUAAAAGGUUCGCUAGAAAUGGUAGAAUAUCUUGUCGAGAAGGGCGCUGAUGUAAAUGCCAAGAAUACUCACCGGGAAACACGUUGGAGUCGAGGGCCAUGA